AUGCUGGAUUAGUUAACAUACAAAGAUGGUGAAUUAAAUGGUCAUAACAGGUACUAUGAUUGGAACAGUAGAGGGUUUAUUAUAUGGACAUAAAUGUAGAUUAAACUUGGAAUAAUUAUUAAAUAUAAUUAAAAGUGGAGCAGCAAAUUCUACAGUAGGGAGUUAUUUGGGAUUGAGAAUGAUUAAGGGAGAUUUAAGCCAGAAUUUUAUGUUGAACAUUUUAUUAAAAAUUUGAACAUAGCUAUAAAGGAAGCGAAUAGAAUGAAUUUAAGUUUACCAGAAUUAGCUUUGGUUAUAUAAUUGUAUCAUGCUUUGUUUGUUCAAGAUGGAAGAAGAAAUGGAACUUAAGCAUUACUUUUAGCAUUAGAAACAUCGAAUUAUCAUAAGAUUAGAUAAUCAUUUAUUUUAAUAUAAAUUAUAAAUUCUGUUAUGCCAAAACUCUAUACAUUCAAGGACCCUAAUUUCAAUCCUCUUUAGAAUUAUGUGGUUGACAAAACUUUAGGAUAAGGAACUUUUGGAAAAGUGAAGUUGGGUAUUCACAAAUGCACAAAUGAAAAAGUAUGAAAUCACUUCAAUUUACAAAGGUAGCAAUAAAGAUUCUAGAGAAAGAGAAAAUAGAAAAUGAGGCUGAUUAUGUUAGAAUUCAACGUGAAAUUCACAUUCUGCGUAAAAUUCGUCAUCCAAACAUCAUUUAAUUGUAUGAGGUAUAUAAAUAAGUUAUAAGAGAUAAUCGAAAGUGAAAUAAAGUUAUAUUUAAUAACUGAAUAUGCACCAGGAGGAGAGUUAUUUGAACAUAUUGUUUCUAAAUCUCGACUUGAAGAGCGUGAAGCUGGUCGUAUAUUCUUUUAACUUCUUAAUGCUAUUGAAUAUAUUCAUCAAUUAGGAAUAGUACACAGAGAUCUUAAACCUGAAAACAUACUCCUUGAUUCCAAUAAAUAAGUUAAAGUUGUAGAUUUUGGAUUAUCAAAUCUCUAUUAAACUAAUUAAAAAUUGCAUACCCCAUGUGGUAGUCCUUGCUAUGCUGCCCCUGAGAUGGUUAGUGGAUUACCUUAUGAAGGAUUAAAAACUGACAUCUGGUCAUGUGGAAUAAUAUUGUAUGCAAUGAUUUGUGGGUUUCUUUAUAUUCUUAUUUUAGUUGUGUCCCAUUUGAAGAUCAAAAUACUAAAUAACUUUAUGAAAAAAUUAAACAUUCAGAUUACAAACUUCCUAAAAGUGUAUCUCCUUAAGCUGCUGAUCUUCUUCGUAGAAUUCUUCAGAAGGAUCCUUCCAAAAGAAUUUCUAUACCUGAAAUUCGUCAACACGAUUUCAUCCUUUUCGCUGGCAAAAUGACUAUCCCUCAAGGAGUAAACACUAAGUAUUAUCAAUAGAGUAUCUAGAUCCGAUAAUUUUAAAAUAGAUGUCGAUUAUACUAUUUUAUCACUAUUACUAUAAUAUAACGUCUCUGAGGAAGAAGCUGUCUAAAUGAUCAAAAAUAAUAAACACAAUUGUAUUACUACUUGUUACUAUCUUCUCAAACUUAAACAACAAAGAGAAAAGCAGAUCAAACCAGAUAUACCCCCUAAAACUAUUUCUAUUGAAAAAUAGAAUUUAUUUAAUAAAACUCAAUAAAUCGAAUAACAGAAAUCCUCUCCUUUAGUCAAACAAAAACUUUACUCCUAAUAGUAACCAACUUAACCUUAUAGUUAAGAUGUCUAACAAUAAAUUUUAUUACAUCUCCUAUAAAAUCAAUAACAAUAAUAAUAAUAACAAUAACAAUAAUAACAAUAAUAAUAAUAACAAUAACAAUAAUCUAAAGAAAUUAAAUAACCAUAGGUUUCAAAAGUUGCUGAAACUGGUGGAUCUUCAUCAAUGGAAAUGUUUCUAAAUAAAGCAUUUUCUGAUCGAAAUCAAAAUAAAUCAUAAACGUAUUAAUUUAUUUAAUAUACUCUAUAGAAAAGGUAAAACGAAAUCUUAAGAUCCAGUUCCUCAUAGAGAAACGUCUGCUCCUAAAAAAACUUGUUUGCCCUCAAAAAAUCAUAAAUCUAUUUCCCAAAAACCUUCUAGUUAAUCAAAAGGUUAAUUAGCUUAAUUACUUGCUGUUAAACAAUCCAAAUAUUUAGGCAAUACGUAUCAAUCUAUUUCUAUUUUUAGAGAUUCAACUACUUAUGUAAGACAUAAAAGUAAUUUGAAAUUCAAACAAGGAAGCACUGAAAGAUCAGAUCGACAUAGCAGCAAUAGUUAAAGAUCUGAAAUAACUUAUCUAAAAAGAAGUGUUGAAAAUAGAAGUAGCUAGCAUAUAAAAAAUGAUCGCAAAACAAGAAUGAUUAGUACUUAUGCAUACAAUGAUACUUAAAAACCAAUCUAAACCUAACCUAAUGAAAGAAUAAAUGUAAUUUAAAACUAUGAAUUUAGACUGAUCUUAGCAAAGAAUAAUCAAAUGUACUUCAAUCUUAGUAAUAGAGAUUGACCCAUAUGGAUAACUUGGCUCUAGGCAUUUAAAUAUAUAAGCACAAUAUUCAAAACAGAUUUCUAAUUAAAUAGUAGUAAAAAAGAAAAAGCAAAUAAUAAUAAUGA
Paramecium sonneborni is the source of this 2553-nucleotide messenger RNA. Lineage: Eukaryota; Ciliophora; Oligohymenophorea; Peniculida; Parameciidae. The record is from the annotation of a GenBank genome assembly.